CGAAAAUCGUAUAUUGUUCGCUGCUCAGGGUGGCAAACACAGAUGCGUUACAAGACUGAAGUGGCUGUUCUUUCCAAGAUAAGAUAAGACCGUUUUCUACCUUUGACUACAAUUCCUACGCCACACAUAGCCGUGUCUCGCUGUGUUUAUACAAUUUUUGCGUCGUGCACGUGAAAGGCCGUAACAUGUAAUGUUUCCCUGACCAAGAUGGAGUGUAGCAGUGACUACUACCCGUCCGGGUACGUAAAUCACGACCAGAAUCAACCCCGUCGUCGUUCCGAUGACGGUUGUGCGAACGAUUGUACAGGUUACGGUGCCGGUUAUUACACGAACAAUGGCAAUUCUCCCGGGAGAACGGUGCCGGACAUCGAGAACGGACCGGUCGGCAGGAUCAGGCCCAACGGUCUCCUGGCCAAAUUGGGGCUGCCCUGUCAGACCAAUCCUGAUUACGACUACAACAAUUGCUACAGUUUUUACGCCAACGGAUGCUAUAAUACCUGUCAAUUCGUCCAGUUUGGUGAUAUCGAAGAUUUUAUGUAAGUAGUCUUGACACUUCAUGGA
Messenger RNA from Aethina tumida (small hive beetle), 561 nucleotides. RefSeq lists its product as uncharacterized. NCBI's taxonomy places the organism in Eukaryota, Metazoa, Arthropoda, Insecta, Coleoptera, Nitidulidae. The transcript has a single exon. The record is from RefSeq and is a predicted model, not a curated record. The coding region runs from base 208 to 540 and encodes 110 amino acids.